AUAAAAACUUCUGCCUCCGUUUGUUCCCAUUGCAGUUCGCCCUUCUCUUCCUCCCUCGCCACUCCUUCUGUUCAGAUCUCGCCGACGAUUUCUCGUCGGAGGUGUUGAAAAUCUCCGACCGAUUUCCGUGAAUUUCGAUGAGCGGAGGAGCGAGCUCCAUGCCCCCGUUGCCCGUCUGCUGUUUUCCUCCUUUACUCCCUCUUGGUCUCUAGUUUCCGACGUUCAGUGGUUCGGCGAAAGAACUAGGGUUUCUGUAUCAGAUCUACGGCAUUCUUUGUAGGAUUCAUCAGGCUGGGGUUAGGGUGUGCAGGAAAAGAUGGAGAAGUCGUGCAGCCUCCUCGUCCACUUUGAUAGCGGGGCUCCAGCCCUUGCGAACGAGAUCAAAACCGCUCUGGAGGGCAAUGACGUCGAGGCGAAGAUCGACGCCCUGAAGAAGUCAAUCAUGCUAUUGCUGAAUGGCGAGACCCUGCCUCAGCUCUUCAUCACGAUUGUCCGGUACGUCCUGCCGUCGGAAGAUCACACGGUGCAGAAGCUCCUGCUUCUGUACCUGGAGAUCAUUGACAAGACCGACGCCAAGGGAAAGAUCCUUCCCGAAAUGAUCCUGAUCUGCCAAAACUUGAGGAACAAUCUGCAGCAUCCGAAUGAGUACAUCCGCGGGGUUGCCCUUCGGUUCCUGUGUCGUCUGAACGAAGCCGAACUUAUCGAGCCGUUGAUCCCUUCCAUCCUGGCGAAUCUGGAGCAUCGCCAUCCGUUUGUUCGCAGGAAUGCAAUCUUGGCGAUCAUGUCGGUGUACAAACUUCCUCAAGGGGAUCAAUUGCUCGUGGAUGCUCCCGAGAGCAUUGAACGCUUGUUGACGACGGAGCAAGAUGCGUCUGCCAAGAGGAAUGCUUUCCUCAUGCUGUUCACGUGCGCCCAAGAUCGAGCAGUCAAUUACCUCUUGACUCACCUCGAUAACGUACCAAAUUGGGGGGAAUUGCUUCAAAUGGUAGUCCUAGAAUUGAUCCGCAAGGUCUGCAGAUCCAAUCCUGGAGAAAAAGGCAGGUACAUUAAGAUCAUUAUCUCUCUUUUGAAUGCACCCUCAGCAGCUGUGGUCUACGAGUGUGCUGGUACGCUUGUUUCACUAUCUUCAGCACCCACCGCUAUUAGAGCGGCUGCAAAUACCUAUUGCCAGCUUCUUCUCUCUCAAAGCGAUAAUAAUGUGAAGCUUAUUAUUCUCGAUCGGCUGAACGAGCUUAAGGUAUCUCAUAAAGAAGUCAUGAUCGAUAUGAUUAUGGACAUACUGAGAGCGCUCUCUAGCCCUAAUUUGGACAUUCGGAGGAAAACACUUGACAUUGUGCUUGAGUUGAUCACCCCUAGAAACGUGGAUGAGGUCGUUCUCACCCUUAAGAAAGAAGUUGUGAAGACACAGAGCGUCGAGCUGGAGAAGAAUGGGGAAUACCGGCAGAUGCUAGUUCAAGCAAUUCAUUCAUGUGCAAUUAAGUUCCCAGAAGUGGCCAGUACUGUCGUGCAUCUUCUGAUGGAUUUCUUAGGCGAUAACAAUGUCGCCUCUGCAAUGGAUGUGGUUGUGUUUGUGCGGGAGAUCAUCGAAACAAAUCCGAAACUUAGAGUAUCAAUAAUUACUAGGCUUUUGGAUACGUUCUAUCAGAUUCGUUCAUCUAGAGUUUGCUCGUGUGCCCUUUGGAUCAUUGGCGAGUAUUGUCUCUCUGCAUCGGAGGUUGAAAAUGGCAUUUCAACAAUUAAACAGUGUCUGGGUGAUCUCCCUUUCUUCUCGGUGGCAGAUGAAGGGGAGAAUGCUGAUUCCCAAGGGGCCGCCUCCUCUAAGCCACAGCAGGCAACUGCUGUUACAGCCUCUUCCAGAAGGCCCGCUAUUCUAGCCGAUGGAACCUAUGCCACACAAAGUGCUGCUUCUGAAACUGCCACUGUGUCACCUACCCUUGUCCAAGGAUCACUGGCUUCAAUUGGGAACUUGAGAUCGUUGAUUCUUAGUGGUGAUUUUUUCCUUGCUGCUGUUGUGGCCUGUACGUUGACUAAGCUUAUUCUGAGACUGGAGGAGGUGCAUUCCUCGAAAGCAGAAGUCAACAAAGCAUCUGCCGGGGUUAUGCUUAUCUUGGUUUCCCUUUUGCAGCUUGGUGAUUCCUCUUUUCUUGCUCACCCUAUUGACAAUGAUUCUCGUGAUCGAAUUGUCUUCUGCUUGAGGAUAUUAUGUAACACUGGCAAUGAGGUAAGAAAGAUAUGGUUGCAAUCAUGCCGGCAAAGUUUUGUACAGAUGCUUUCCGAUAAGCAGUUCCGUGAAGCAGAGGAGAUAAAAGCAAAGGCUCAAAUAUCACAUGCUCAGCCAGAUGACCUCAUUGACUUCUAUCACUUGAAGAGCAGAAAAGGCAUGAGCCAACUUGAAUUGGAAGACGAAGUGCAGGAUGACCUGAAAAGGGCCACAGGUGAAUUCACCAAGGAUGGAGAUGAUACCAAUAAACUGAAUCGCAUUCUUCAACUGACUGGAUUCAGUGACCCUGUAUAUGCAGAAGCAUAUGUUACUGUUCAUCAGUAUGACAUUGUUCUUGAUGUUACAAUUAUAAAUAGGACAAAGGAGACACUGCAGAAUCUUUGCUUGGAGCUGGCAACAAUGGGAGACCUCAAACUUGUGGAGCGUCCUCAAAAUUAUACUUUGGCCCCUGAAUCAAGCAAACAGAUCCGGGCUAAUAUAAAGGUCUCUUCCACUGAAACUGGUGUCAUAUUUGGGAAUAUUGUGUAUGAGACAACAAAUGUCCUUGAUCGCACUGUUGUUGUCCUUAAUGACAUUCAUAUUGAUAUCAUGGACUACAUAUCUCCUGCUACAUGUGCUGAUGUGGCAUUCAGAACAAUGUGGGCAGAAUUUGAAUGGGAAAACAAGGUGGCUGUAAAUACUGUAAUUCAGGACGAAAAAGAGUUUCUUGACCACAUUGUUAAGUCUACAAACAUGAAAUGCCUCACACCUCGGUGUGCACUAGAGGGCGAUUGUGGGUACCUAGCAGCUAAUCUCUAUGCCAAGAGUGUCUUUGGCGAGGAUGCUCUUGUCAAUGUAAGUGUCGAGAAGCAGUCGGAUGGUAAGCUGACCGGGUAUAUUAGAAUCAGAAGCAAGACACAGGGAAUUGCUCUUAGCCUAGGCGACAAGAUAACUCUCAAGCAGAAAGGCGGUUAAAUCUGUUCUUUAUAUAUAUGCCCCGGUGGAACUUCUGUCAUGAAUUUGUGAUGGGAGUUUUUCACUUUCAGACAUGUUUACAUCACCUUUGCUCGAGGUAAUUGUGUUCUGUUGUCGUCAGGAGCGGCAGAGUAAUUGAUUCAUAUACUUCCCUGAAUCAGCCAUUUUUUUCUGAUUUUUGAGAGUUUUGAGGCCUCCUAGGGCUCGGUUCUCUUGUCCAUUCCAUUUUCUUUUCUGUUAGUUCAAUAUGGUUAGUUGUAGUUUUAUGCUUUAUGAGGUAAUAUAGAGGUUUGUAUCAGCUAUCGGGAACCGAGUGCUUCAUUUAUUGAACAUGUUUGGAAGACAUUUUAUGCUCGCAGACAUUUUUUGUCAUAUGUAAUUUUAUUUUCUCA
This is a messenger RNA of Nymphaea colorata (pocket water lily), 3567 nucleotides long. Its product is annotated as coatomer subunit beta-1-like. Gene Ontology annotation, cellular component: COPI vesicle coat; cytoplasm. Gene Ontology annotation, molecular function: structural molecule activity. The record is from RefSeq and is a predicted model, not a curated record. Gene Ontology annotation, biological process: intracellular protein transport; intra-Golgi vesicle-mediated transport; endoplasmic reticulum to Golgi vesicle-mediated transport. Lineage: Eukaryota; Viridiplantae; Streptophyta; Magnoliopsida; Nymphaeales; Nymphaeaceae. The coding region runs from base 317 to 3175 and encodes 952 amino acids. The transcript has 4 exons.